Racocetra persica is the source of this 471-nucleotide messenger RNA. The record is from the annotation of a GenBank genome assembly. NCBI's taxonomy places the organism in Eukaryota, Fungi, Glomeromycota, Glomeromycetes, Diversisporales, Gigasporaceae.
AAUGCAAAUCCUUCCCCAGAAGAGCCUUUUAAAUUCAAAGAUGAGGUGGCUUUUUUAUCCCAAGCACAUAACAAAAUAAAGAAGUUAACCAGAGUAACAAAUUCAAAAGUGGCAGACGAAAUUAAAACAAUUUCCGGCCUUGAAUUUGCUGAUUUUCUUUUUGUGGAAACCAAGUAUCCGAUCACUGGUGAUAGUGGCGAGAGUAUUGACGUUAUUGGUUUUUCUUUACAAAACGAGACAGAAAAGUAUUAUGCUGAAUAUUAUCGGCAAUUGAAAGACAAAAUUAGUGAGAAAGGAGCAAUUACGGGAAAAAUAAUUAGACUGGAAAAUAUUGAUAACGAGAAAAUUGAUUUUGAGUGGCAAGAAGCCAGCAAAAGUUAUCGGACCUUAAACAUUGACACUAAAAAUGCUGAUUUUACCAUACAAGUUGAAGAACAAGCCAAGGAAGAACCGCCGAUAAUUGAGGAUUGA